Danio rerio (zebrafish) is the source of this 922-nucleotide messenger RNA. Lineage: Eukaryota; Metazoa; Chordata; Actinopteri; Cypriniformes; Danionidae. The record is from RefSeq.
AAAGCAUCUGAAGCUCAGCAGUGGGAUUUGCUGUUUCACGGGUGUUGCAACUCAGCUCAGCUAAUAACAGAAACUAACAAAAACAAUGUCUUACAGAGAAACAGACGGUGUGCAUUGCAGAAAAGCUCAGCCUUCACAUGAAGCAGCUGAAAUGCAUGUAGGAACUCAGAGGCAAAACAAUGGCAACAUUAAUAUCGUCCUCCUGGGGAAAACCGGAGUUGGGAAAAGCUCAUCAGGAAACACCAUACUGGGAGAAAACAGAUUCACAAGUGGAAGAAGCCUGUCUCCUGUCACAGAUACAUCCAGCAGUGUGAAAUCAGUCAUUAAUGGCAGAUCUGUGUCCGUCAUCGACACUCCUGGGUUCUUUUCUACUAAUCUUCCAAAAAAGCAGCUGGCGAAGGAGUUAGCGAGGAGUGUUCAUCUCUCUGCUUCAGGAGUUCAUGCUUUCCUAUUUGUUGUGCCGUACGGCAGGUUCACAGAGCAGGAGGAGGACAUACUGAAUAAAGUGGAAAAGGUUUAUGGUAAAGAUGUGCUGAAGCAUGUGAUAAUCCUCUUCACAUACGGGGAUGAAUGUAACAAAGAGAAAAUUCAGAAAGAGAUAGCUGGAAAUGAUUUUGUCAGUAGAGUUGCAGAGAGAUGUCAUGAUUAUCAUGUCUUCAAUAACAGAGAUCUGGAUGACAGACAGCAGGUCAGUGAUCUACUGAAGAAGAUUGACUCAAUGGUAGAGUUUAAUCAAGGGUGCUACACUAAUGAGAUGUACGAAUGGGCACAGAAGACCACAUUUGAACGCUUCUGGAAAAUUCUCAAAGAGCUCUUUUAUGCUAUUUAUGAUUUUUUUCAGAGCCUGUCUAAUACAUUUGAUAUUAGCUCUUGGAUAACAAAAAUGGAACUAUACAUGAGAAUUUCUGCACAAUCAAAAUAA